UAGCUGCAAUAAGUAAUGGAAGUUUAUAAACCUUUAGAUUUUUAGCAAGUAACUAAAAAAAAUGCUAAAGAUUAAAAUUAAACUUCAUUAAAUAUAAAAAACGAAAUUAAAUUAGAUUAAUAGAUUUGUAGAGGAUAGGAAAGCAUUGGAAAACCAGCAGAUGCAACUAAAGUAUAAAAAUCAGUUAAAGAUACAAAAUAUUUAACAGUUAUAAACAACGCAAAUAAUAUUAAUGAAAAAGUAUAAGCUAAAGCACUUGAUGUAAAAUAAACUGCUUAAGAGAGUUAAACAAAUAAAUCAUUUGAAGUGAAAGCUAUUGUAAAUUAAUAAUAUAUAAAUAAUUUUAAAGAUGAAUAGCAAAGCUAGAAUAAACUAUCUUCUUGUAAUAGUAAGGUCACAAUUUCUUCUAAUUUAAGUUUUGAUUUAAGUUUAGAUAAUACCUAAAAAGAGGAAUAAAAAAAACAAGGAUACUUUUAUCAAAAGUUUGAAGAUGACUAAAAAUAAAAGUAAGAAUGCUAAGAAAACAUAAUAAAUGAUUUUUAAGAAUAAUAUUCCUCUUCCUUCUUAUCAGAAUGCUAAUCAUAAUCUUCAAACAAACAAGCAUAAAAUAAUGAGUAUCAAUUUGAACAGUUAUCUCUUUCAAACAAAUGUACAAAUUCUUAAUUUUUAAUAGAUAAAAAUGACUAACAAAUAAAUAAUUAAUUUGUCAAAGGAUAAUCUUUUUAAUCUACUCUAGAUGCGAGUGGAUAAAUUGAAUAUCACAGCAAUAAGAAAUCUUAAAUAAAAAUUAACUAUGCUAAAAACGAGGCACUUUUACAAAUAAAUACAAAUUAAUUGAAUAAUUAAAGUUAAUAAAAUGUAUUUUAAUUUGAAGAUAUAAAAUAAGAUUAGCAUUUAAUAAAAGAUCCAUUAAUAAUUGGCUUUGAAAAAAAUUAAUUGUAAUAAAAUGAUGUUAAAAAAUAGCAAAAUACUUCAUCUAAUAUUUCUUAGUACAUUUAAAAGAUAAAGCAUCGUAAAGUUUUGUGUGAUAACACAAAGGUAAAUUUCUUAGACAACUCUUGUCGAAUUGAGCAUUUAAAUGAAGUUAAUUCAAAAAAUAAUUAGAAUUUACUUGAAAUUGAGUAAAAUAUUAAAGUAAACGAAAGCAAAAGUACUGUUAAUAGCCAACCCAAUAGAAAAAGAGUACUCUCUCAAUAGGUAUAUAAUAAUAAUUAAUAGAAGUAACAGAUAUGCAAUUAUAAUUUAUAAAAAUAAGAUUAAACUUAUUAAUAAAAAAGUUUAACUCCAAUCAGCUGCUCAUAAGGAAAAUAAAAUUAAUAGCAUUUUAAAAUCGAAGGACUUAAGUAAAUAGAUAUGAUUAAAAGUACAGGAUUUUAAUUUAUUCCUUAGAAAAAUGAAUCUUAAGAAAAAGCUGUUAAUUUAAAUUAUAAUUUUAUAAUAAAAUAGAAAUUAAAUUCAAUUUAAAAUACAAACUAAAAUAAAGAUAUUGUUAGGAAUGACUAAAAAAAUGUUUUAGAAAUAAGAUUUGGCUAAAAUAUUGACAUUGAGUAAAGCAUAAAUCCUUAGAAACUAAUAAUUUCUUAGAAUUAAUAAGCAAAAAAUGAAAAAAUUUAAUUAUUUAAUUAAAUAAACGAAUAAAAAUAAGUUUAAAAUUAUUUUUUGAAUUCUUAAUAUGAAUCUAAUUAAGAUCAAGCUAAAAAAAUUAAUCUAUUGGAAUAAAUUAAUAAUAUAUAUGACACUCCUUCAUCUGUUAAAAAUAUUAUGUAAAAUAUUAAAAGUAGAUCAAAUUCUCUUUCUCAUAAUUUCAAAAGCUCAUAGAACUAAAAAAAAAAAUAAACUGAAACUCCUAAAAAUAAUGAGCAUUAGUAAAAAACAAAAUAAUAAGGAUAAAACUUAAAAGCAAGCAGCACUAAAAAUAAAAAUAAUUUAUAAAAUAAUACCAAAAAUGAUGUAAAAAUUCUUAAUAUUGAUAAGUAAAAUACAAAAAUUAGGUCAAACACAUUAAUUUUAAAUAAUUCACCAAAUUCAAAUUACUCUAAUGAAAUUUCAAAUAUUUCUGGUAUUAAAACUGCAGACAACAAAAAAGCUGAGAAUGUAAACUUUAGAAGAAGAUCAAAUACAAAUAUCUAAAAGAAUAACACUUAAACUCCUAACUUAGAUUAGAAAUAGAGCAAAGAUUUGAAUUAAAGAUAUACAAAUCUUUUUAACUAAUUAAAUCUAGACUGGAAAAUAUAAAAUAUUAAAAAUUUUAUUGAGUAAUGUCAUCCUGAAAAAAUUAUGUAAAGGAGCUCUUUUAUGAAAUAAUAAUAAAAAAAAUCAAAGUAAGUUCGAUUUUUAGAAGACAUAGAUUUGGAUAUGAGUUGA
Tetrahymena thermophila SB210 is the source of this 2364-nucleotide messenger RNA. RefSeq lists its product as hypothetical. NCBI's taxonomy places the organism in Eukaryota, Ciliophora, Oligohymenophorea, Hymenostomatida, Tetrahymenidae. The record is from RefSeq and is a predicted model, not a curated record. The transcript has 3 exons.